GAGAAUCGCACGCGUUAUAUGUAUAAAAAAAAAAAUUGACUGUGUCCUAAACGCGUACGUGCCGAAUGAAGCGCGCUUGCUUUGUUUGAGACACUGUUUAGGGCGCCUAUAUAGAGAACCAGGAAGUAAGUUGUGAUUGAACCGAGUUGGUUUGGGAAGUCCGUGGAGUUUAAGGGGAAAUUCAGCAAAGGUUUGGUGUUAAAGGAGCCUCGCUGCGGAGAAGUGAGAUUUACCAAAACAGAUGGCAAGAAAAAAUGUUUCCCAGAAGUGGAUAAACAUCUAAACAAACCUUGAUCUAUUUCUUUGUUUAAUAAUAAAUAUAUAUAAUAUCCGAGAUAAAAUGUUGCCGAGAUUCAGCAGUUUCCUGUUACCGCUCUGCCUGUUAAUCUCUCCUGUUCUUCUUUCCACAAUUCCUGCCCCGACUAAUAUCAGUGUGACAUGCCACAAUUUUAAGAAUGUUUUGUACUGGAACUACAGUGAACCUGAUUUACAGCCUGAAUUCAACAUAACAAUCAAUGGAUAUGCAAGUGAACCCAGAAAUCUGCUCACCAAUCAGACCUACCUGGACAUCAGUGAAUACACUCAGAAAAAUGAAUAUGGUUACUAUGUAACAGUGGAAGCUCAAGCGAAAGGAUCAGAGCUCAGAAGUUCAUCUCAAGACAUUACAUUCAGCUACAAUGAAAACGAGUCAUCUGAUGUAACAUGCAUGAUGGACUUCCCAGUGAUAGAGUUUUCCGUCCUUCAACACACAGUCGACUUCUUCUUUUCUCAUCCCUUUAAUGUCUAUAACAUUUCAUCCCUGGAAGGCACAUUUUACUACAUUGUUAGUUUUAAUGGGAUCCAGAGCAAAUUUAAUUGUAAUGAUGAUGAGGAUGAGGAAUGCUCAGGAGGUUUACCCCUAACUGACAGUCUUAACGGGAGAUGCAUGCCUGUAGAUGUCCGAGGAGCCGUUAAUGGAAUAUCAGCUAAAACUAGCGAAGAGGUGUGCAGCGAAGUUCGUCCUAAUGACCCGGAUUGGGCAGUGCUUGUGACCAUUCUCCUGUGUUCUGGGGGUGCCCUUUUGUUCUUAAUCAUAUUGGCAGUCGUGGUUUACAUAAAACUGACUCGGCCUGACUCUCAAAGCACAAUAAUCUCCAAACUCCUGGGAAUGGUGAACUCUGAUCAUGUUGUCCAUGUGCCCGAGCACGCGGAUGUGACCGAGGUGAUGUCUAUAGGUCAGACCCCUCUGCUGGAGACCUGCGAUCCAGAUCUUUCAAACUCCUCUAGCCCUGUGUUCGACAGUGCUCCCACUCACAUCCCCGAUCAGUUCGAUCCUGACAUCAAGCAGUCAGAAGAUGAAGAAUUUAAUGACGAGGAUGGUAAUUCUGGAGGUUUUAACAGCGGUAACAGCUUCUCAGGCUAUGACAGCCAGAAGUUUCCUAUCGAUAUGGGACAAGGAGACAUAGUAGAGGCCUACGGGCCACGUUAGCCCUGAAGCGUGCACUUGUGAUUGCUUUAAACUGCAAUGUCUACACGACAAGUUUACUACAGAGCGAUAACAACCAUUCAUAUUCUACAUUGUGCAUUCAAACCAGAUCUGCAAAUCUGUACGCAUGAUGUCUGCCUCUUUACAUCAGCAUACCUCGCUAUGAGUUAUAGUUUAAAAGUCCACCAGCGGAGCCUUACUCUAAAACAGCAGAUCGAAAUAUAAGCUGGAACAAGUGACGUUCCUGUUGAAAUGCUUUGGUGUUAUCUUACACCGGUUGAAAGCUCUGUCCUGCUUUCCCUGCUUCUCGUAUAAGUACCGUUUCACCCAAGGACUUGAUUUUCUUCGCUUGAACAUUUCAGAUAAUGACCAUACGCUAGCAUUUAUUCAAGUAGGGGAUUAAGAACUUGUUUACCAAUAUUUGCUUCCAACUCAUGACCUUGGCUUUACUAUGAAGUCAAAAUAGCUUUUUCGUUGUGCUAACACAAACGGUUGGUACAGCUGGUAUUGUAAAUGGUGAUCGUUGUGACUUUUUAUUGGUGCAUAUUCAGUGUUUUGUUUGUUUAUUUUUUUUCCCAUGGGGGGGAGGAACUAAACAUUGAAGACUGUUAUUAGGGUUAAUCAGAGGUUUGACACUUAGCCCUAUUUAAAUUUAAAAUAAAAAUGCAAUUGUCAAUUUUUUUAAGACUAUAGAAGGGUUUUAAGAAGUGAUGACUCAGAAUUUCGGCAGUGUGAGAGAUCAUUUCAAUAAUAGCUUUAGUUUGGUGUGAAAGUAAAGUACAGACUGAGUUAUUGACUGUUAGAGGAGUAGCAUUUUAUAUUUGAGGCCUUGAAUUCUGCAAAGACAGCAACGUCUUUGGGCACUUUAAAUAUGUUGAAUUGGAUAGACUGGGCUUGAUCACUUUCAUUCCCUGUUGUUUUAAGUGCUAUAAAAGAGCAUCCAAUAAUACUUAAGGAAAAAAAGAAAUGUUUUUCCUUCACCGUGUUUAAGAUUACCCAGAUUAGGCAUUUGCUGUUUGUUCGAGCACUUGAAACUUUUUUUGUUUUGUUUUUUUCCUAAUUUGAUAUGACAGUCUGGAUGUUUUGCCAUGCUGUGAAAAGCAUCACUUCUUGCACCUUUGUUCCACUAUAAAGGAACAUGCUAAAAUUUGUUUUAUUAGCAUUAAAUGUGCAGCAGCAACAGAAUGGAACACAAUCAGGGUCACUGUACUAUACAAAAAUACCGCCUGUUCUGCUUUAGUGUUACAUGUAUGUACCUCUUUGUCUAACUAAACCAACAUUUACAGUACAUUUCCAGCAAGCAACGCCUAAUAUUCACUGCAUGCUAUACAAGUAUUACAAUAGAAACUAUUCAAGUACAGUACAUGUAAUCAUGUCUUUUUGACUUUGUUUCAGUGUGUGAGAAAGUGUGUAUCAAUUUAAAUAAACAUUCCUUGUUGA
Molecule: messenger RNA, 2905 nt
Organism: Clarias gariepinus (North African catfish)
Lineage: Eukaryota; Metazoa; Chordata; Actinopteri; Siluriformes; Clariidae
Gene: ifngr1l
Product: interferon gamma receptor 1-like
Exons: 7
Coding region: 341-1468 (375 amino acids)
Molecular function (GO): protein binding
Source: RefSeq, a predicted model, not a curated record